AACUAAGAAACUAAUAAGAUGCUUCCUAAAUUUGCCACUCCAAUGCUCAAACAUUUCUGGCCAUUUGGUGUCGGAGCUGUCGUCACCUACGGCCUCGUUUACAAGGGAAGUGUGCUUUCCAUGAACUCUGACGAGUUUAUUAACGACCCAAGACACCCAAGAUUUGCCAGCGGUGGUAAGUUCAUCGAAUUGGAAAAAUAAAUAGCUUGCACGUAAAUACACAAGAUAGAAAAGAUUAAUCGGGUGUUGCCAGGCCACAAGCCGAGUCAGCCUUGUCUAUUUCUACAUGGACACGUAGCCGCCAUAAGCCGCAUACACUCGUUUCAGUGGCCAUUACCAGUAAGCAAACAAAGGGGCAGGCGGUAGGAAGGUAAAACCGCACAAUAUAGCCCAUUUGUAAACUGCCUGUAUCGUCUAGCUAGACGCAAUUUUGUAGACGCAUCCAGCAGCCAGUGCCAAAACCCUAUGUCAACCGGAUGGUAGAAGUUGAAUCACUGUCAUGAUAGGAUGGAGGUCCUGGUUUGAGUAGCUUUGGACGGGGAUCUACCU
Molecule: messenger RNA, 549 nt
Organism: Yamadazyma tenuis ATCC 10573
Lineage: Eukaryota; Fungi; Ascomycota; Pichiomycetes; Serinales; Debaryomycetaceae
Source: RefSeq, a predicted model, not a curated record